UUCUUUUGGUUUGAAUGGGUUGGUCCACUCACCCUGUUGCUCCUUCAUUGGCCCAAGCCAACAUCAAUCUGCUGAUUUCCAGGUCCCCCUCAAGUUUGAAACUUUUUCUUUUUUACGAGGGAGGAGGAGGAAUCGAGUUACAACUAACUCUUGUAACCGAUCUCACAGCAGCCAGGAGAAGAAAACACUCUUUCAAUAAUUUACACAUCUGUGCCUGAUACGCGGUUGCAGAGACAGAAGGGAGCUGCGAGGGGCGGACAAUUGUGUUUUGUUGUUUUACAGCGGAGAUCCAACAAAACAAGCGAACAAACAAAAACAUGCUGUGAAACGACUUCCCCCUGCGUUGCCAGGAUGAAGACGUGAGAGAUUCUGUUCAGAUUAACUUGACAUCUCGUCUGCUGACCGCUCCCGUGUCCCACUGAGGGUGGGAGGAAGACUUGACAUGGACUCCUUCAGCACCAAGAGCUUAGCCCUGCAGGCGCAGAAGAAGCUAAUGAGCAAGAUGGCCACAAAGAGCAUGGCCAACCUCUUCAUUGACGACACAAGCAGUGAAGUGCUGGAUGAGCUGUACCGCGUCACCAAGGAGUACUCCCGCAACCGCAAAGAGUCCCAGAAGAUCAUCAAGAACUUGAUCAAGAUGGUGGUGAAGCUGGGCGUGCUCUACAGGAACAACCAGUUCAACAGCGAGGAGCUGAUCCUGGUGGAGAACUUCAGGAAGAAAGUCCACACUCUGGCCAUGACGGCAGUCAGUUUCCACCAGAUCGAGUUCACAUUUGACCGCCGCGUCAUGAGCGCCAUUUUGAAUGAUUGCCGUGAACUUCUGCACCAGGCCAUCAAACGCCACCUGACAGCCAAGAGCCACUCGCGAGUCAACCAUGUGUUCAACCACUUUGCCGACUGUGACUUCCUGGCGGCUCUCUAUGGGCCCUCUGAGGUUUAUCGCGCUCACCUGCAGAGGAUCUGUAACGGGGUCAACAAGAUGCUCGACGAGGGGAACCUCUGACCUCUGCCGGCCUCGUCAUCAGGCGCCUUUACCUCUAGUCACCCCUCAUGUACCAUCUUGCAGGAUUUCUUCCUCCUUUAUUAAUUUUUUUUUUUUAAGGUGACAAUCAUGAACAUUUUUAUUUUCAUUUGCUCUGUGUUUGUGUGUGCCUUUCAACACUGAAAUUCUCCUGGCUAGUUAGUCCAAAGUCUUUUUCUUCUCCAGCCUGACUUUUUGUUAUUUUACAGUAAACAAAACCCAGCUGAUGUGGUGUUUAAAUGUAAAACUUCAUGCUCUUAAUCAGUAUAUCCAGCGGUUGGAGCCUUGUCAACCGUGCCUUGGAAAAAAAACUUUUUUUCAUCUGCAUUCCAAGGGCACCAUUGCUUGCUCUCUUACUUAAUCAAAAAGACAUGAAUCCAGGCACAAGCCUUCAGUUAUAUCUCUGUAAGAUGCUUUUAAUGGACAGAAAUGGGGCUUGGGAGAGGAAAGAAAGUGAAUUUCUGUCUUUUCCAAAUACCCAAGGACAUAGAGAAGUGAUUUCUUUUGUUUGUUCGUUUUUUCUAAAAGUAGUAUUGCACUCAAUCCUGAACAAGCGCUGUACUGUACUUUCCUGCAGUAAUGAAACCAUGUGAAGUACGGCAGUUUGAGUAAUCCUGCUUAGCCUGCAUUUUACAGCGCACACCGACAUGCACUGAAGUCCACAUUGCAGAGGGGCGAGGUUUUUGUUUAGAAGGCACCCAUAAACCCAGUUUUGCUUUUAAUAGUCUGUUUUAUAGCCACCACAACAAAGAUGAAGUAUUUGGGUCAUAAGGGGACCAUAAACAUAAAGGAAUUUGA
This is a messenger RNA of Micropterus dolomieu (smallmouth bass), 1819 nucleotides long. RefSeq names its product tumor necrosis factor, alpha-induced protein 8-like 1 (gene tnfaip8l1). Gene Ontology annotation, biological process: regulation of apoptotic process. The coding region runs from base 443 to 1003 and encodes 186 amino acids. Gene Ontology annotation, cellular component: cytoplasm. NCBI's taxonomy places the organism in Eukaryota, Metazoa, Chordata, Actinopteri, Centrarchiformes, Centrarchidae. The transcript is spliced from 3 exons. The record is from RefSeq and is a predicted model, not a curated record.